AUGUUGCCCCCCGAACUUGUCGACACCAUCGUGGAAAAGAUUGGGGGCAUGUCCGACCUCAAAUCAUGCUCUUUGGCUGCCUCAGUCUUCCGUUACGCUUGCCAAAAGCGUCUCCUGGCCACACUUUCACUCGGGGGCCCGGACAUGUACGCACGCGCAAAAGGUUAUGACGAGGCAGCGGCGCGUUUCGAGGCAACACCUUCUCUAGCGCUGCUCGUCGUAAACCUUAAUAUCUGGCUUUCGACCAAACCCAUCGCAGCCCCCGUGGUCAACGCGCUUUUCUCCGCCUUGGUGCGAGUUAGCUCGUGUACUAUUUCUGGUCAGGGCAAUACAUAUGGUCGCCCCUUUAAAUGGAAAGCUAUCACCAAUGGUCUUUCUCUGGCAGUAAGCCACUGGCUCUCUGCUGUUCCAGACGGCACCAUGCGCUACUUCCACGUCUCUAACCUUGCCAACGUUCCCCAACGCUUCCUUCAUGACAUUUUCAGGGUGUUAGGGCCACGUUGCUUCCUGUCCUUCACGAUGAUGUCGGUAGACCAGGCGAGAUCUGUGGUCUCGCCUCCGCAUACUCCGCCGCCAUUCCACUUCCUUUUCUCUGGCCACACCAACGUUCAUCAACUAUUGACCACACCCGACUCGGGCUUCGUCCAGUACUCGCAAUCCAUUCGCAAGCUCACUGCAUUAGUCAACUUUGACACAGAACUCGACGCGGCUCUGCUCAUUUGUGCUGCUGCGACACACAGCCUUGAGCACCUCCAGCUCACCCUCUCCGCGCAAAGACUCCGCCAGCGCGACACGAUAAAUGAAGAUGCUAUCCCACGCCUUUUCUCUCUUCGACUCCUGGAGGUUGUCUGCACUGGAUUCGACAACCAGCUCGAACACGACCACAGCUUUUCCUGGUUCCUCUCCCAGGUCCUCGCUCCGAUGCUGCGCCCCGGGGCCACGCCAUGCCUCGCGCAAAUCCAAUUGACACUAGCCGUAGACACGCUGGAGCAAGCGGUCAACGUGUACGUUCCAUCAAUCCGAGGCCUGCGAAAAGCCCAUCUAUUGCUUCAUCACCUGGAUAAGCUCCUGGCGGGACAUAAUAUUCUUCUCCGCUUCAUGUUCCGGACCGGUCACCUUCAGGCCGGGGCGGCAGAGCAUCUGGAGGCGAUUUUCAAUGCGUUGAAGGAGAAGCUACCGAGUCAGGCGCGGAAGAAUUUGCUCAAGGUUGUGGCAGAGCCCUCGUAG
Molecule: messenger RNA, 1227 nt
Organism: Mycena indigotica
Lineage: Eukaryota; Fungi; Basidiomycota; Agaricomycetes; Agaricales; Mycenaceae
Exons: 2
Coding region: 1-1227 (408 amino acids)
Source: RefSeq, a predicted model, not a curated record